AUGCCAAGAACGCUGAAACAAAGGUCGAUUCCUUGCAAGAACAAGGAGCUUGGCUGCACUCGUUACUUCUCAUCUGCAAAUGGUGUCUCUAUUCAUCUUGCAUCUUGUAAAUUCUGCACUCCAUCAUUUCGUCCCACCGUACGAACACGUCACUCUUACACAUCUGCACACACAAUUCCAUUACAGCUAGAGCAUGAAAAUUUUGAUGACGAUGUUCAUUCCAAUGCACCAAGUCCUGCCAGAGACCCUCCCUCUCCCAUAGAUGGCCAUGCUGAAGACCAUGAAGCACCAGAACAUGUGGAGUAUCAUCUGGCUGUUAAUGAUGACUUUACACCUUUCGAGGAUCGUACUUCCUUUGAACUUGCUGACUUGCUGUAUAGGUGGAACCAAAUGCCUGCUGCUCAGCUCAACAAUCUUCUUCAAAUAUGGUCUGCAUGUCAUGUGGACAGCCCACCUUUUGUUAAUGCCGACGACUUGUACAGCAGCAUUGAUGCGACAACAAUUGGUAGCGUGCCAUGGCAAUCAUUCUCGGUGUUAUAUCAAGGCGAGAUUGAAAGUGAGUCACCACCAUCUUGGAAGACCACGGAAUAUGAAGUUUUUUUUCAUGACCCUCGUGAAGUGAUCAAAAACCAACUUGCCAAUCCUGACUUUGCCAACGAGAUGGACUUCUCACCGAAACGUGAUCAGAUUUCUGAUGAACUUGGCCUAAGUGAUAUCACCUACUGCCCUGUUAUCGCUGGUAGUGACAAAACCACGGUCUCAGUGGCGACAGGACAGAAUGAAUUUUAUCCGUUGUAUGCAUCAAAUGGUCUGAUUCAUAAUAAAGUACGCCGUGCACAUCGGAAUGGAGUUUCUCUCAUCGGCUUUCUGUCUGUACCUAAGACAGAUCGCCAGCAUCAUGACAGCUCAGAAUUUCGGGCCUUCCGUCGUCAGAUCUUCCACAGCUCACUCCGGGCUAUCUUUGAAUCAUUGCGUCCUGGUAUGGAGACCCCUGAAAUUUUACGCUACGGUGAUGGACAUUACCGCCGGACUAUAUAUGGACUUGGACCAUAUAUCACUGACUACCCUGAGCAGGCCUUACUUGCCUGCAUUGUGCAGGGAUGGUGUCCUCGGUGUACUGCCUCACAUCGCAAUUUAGAUGGUCCUGGUGGCCGAAGAACACAUGAACAUACCACUGCGUGUUUCCAUGCUAUGUCCUCUAAGGAGAUGUGGGAUGAUUAUGGGAUUAUCGACGGAAUAAUGCCGUAUACAUCGGGAUUCCCCAGAGCCAAUCUCCAUGAACUUCUUUCAUCUGACCUUCUUCAUCAAAUCAUCAAGGGAACAUUCAAGGACCAUUUGGUGACAUGGGUUGAAGAAUACAUCAAGACUUCGAAUACCCCACAGGAAGCGGCGAGAAUCUUAGCAGAUAUUGACCGCCGCAUUGCUGCUGUACCCCCAUUUCCUGGCUUACGGCGAUUCCCUGAAGGUCGUGGCUUCAAGCAAUGGACAGGAGAUGACUCCAAGGCACUCAUGAAGGUUUAUCUCCCUGCUAUUGCUGGUCAUGUACCCCCACAAAUGGUCUAUGCGCUAUCAGCAUUCAUGGAGUUUUGUUACUGUGUACGUCGCUCAGUGAUUGAUGAAGACGAUCUGGUCAAAAUCAAUGCAUCUGUGGCUGACUUCCAUCGUGAGAGAGAAGUCUUUCGCACCCUUGGGAUACGGACAGAUGACAUCCGCAAUGAUGGCACUCGCACAGAUGCAUUUUCACUGCCACGCCAGCAUGCACUUUCCCACUUCCGUCACCUUAUCCAGGAGUUUGGAGCACCCAACGGACUUUGCUCAUCUAUCACAGAAUCGAAGCACAUCAAAGCAGUCAAAGAACCAUGGCGACGUUCGAAUCGUUUCGAAGCUCUUGGACAAAUGUUGCUGAUCAACGAGCAGCUUGAUAAACUGGCAGCUGCUCAGGUGGAUUUCCAAGCACGAGGGAUGUUGGAUGGUUCACUAUUUGGCGAGUCACAUGCAGAAGUAUCAGCAUCAGAUAGUACCAAUGAGAAUGACGAUGGUGGGCCCAUGGAAUCACCAGAUGUUCUUGCUGAGGUCAAGCUGGCUCGAACACCAGUUCUAGCAUCCAAGGCACCACGCAAUAUCAUUUUCUUAGCACAGCGUCUCAAUCUACCACACCUGCCAGAAUUCCUUUCAAUCAAUCCGGAAGUGGUGCCAGAGGAUGUUGACCUCAACCAGUGCCCACAGUACCAUGGAAAAAUCACUGUAUAUCCCUCAGCUGUAUCAAUGUACUACACCCCCAGUGAUUUGUCGGGGAUUGGUGGCUUACACCGUGAGCAUAUACGUGCUAUGACAUCAUGGAGAAAAGGUUCCGCACGCUACAAUUGUGUGUUUUGUGAGGCAGGUGAGGAAGGCAAAGGGUUCCGUGCGCUCCAUGUUGCCCGUGUUCAGCUAUUCUUCAGUCUGCGACACUGUGGGAUUUAUUAUCCCUGCGCAUUAGUGACGUGGUUCUCCCCUGUAGGAGAUGUGCCUUGUCCUGAUACCGGCAUGUGGGUUGUACGCCCAGACAUUGAUGCUGUGGGAGAACGAAUUAUGUCCAUAAUUCAUCUAGAUUGUAUCGUGCGUGCAGCACACUUGAUUGGGGUUGCUGGUGAGGAAUUUAUACCUAAGGGGUUAAAGCAUAGCGAUAGUUUAGACGUUUUCCCUUCCUUCUUUGUAAAUAAGUACGCAGACCAUCAUGCACAUGAAAUAGCAUUCUGA
Molecule: messenger RNA, 2739 nt
Organism: Desarmillaria tabescens
Lineage: Eukaryota; Fungi; Basidiomycota; Agaricomycetes; Agaricales; Physalacriaceae
Exons: 10
Coding region: 1-2739 (912 amino acids)
Source: RefSeq, a predicted model, not a curated record